Molecule: messenger RNA, 3561 nt
Organism: Pseudozyma flocculosa PF-1
Lineage: Eukaryota; Fungi; Basidiomycota; Ustilaginomycetes; Ustilaginales; Ustilaginaceae
Exons: 2
Coding region: 1-3561 (1186 amino acids)
Biological process (GO): glutathione catabolic process; proteolysis
Molecular function (GO): peptidase activity; protein binding
Source: RefSeq, a predicted model, not a curated record
AUGUGCUCGCCCAACGUGCACUACGACCACCGCCCGCGCGGCUUCUCCGACAACCCCUUUGAGGCGACGGCUAGCAUUGCAACAGAUGCCUAUCCCCCACGGAGCGGCGGCGCAGGCCCAUCGGCCUUGGACCGAGGAGACGCACCCUACCAGCGCACCCAUCCCACGGCUUCCGACGACGCGGCAUCGGGACAUCCGUACAACAGCAGCAGCAACAGCAGCGGCGGCGGCAGCAGCUACGCUUUCGCGGAUCACAGGCACCGCAGCUCGGCUCCAGGCUCCCAUCACAACCACCACCGCCACCAGGGCCACCCUGACUUUCCAGGUCGCCAUUUGACAGCCUCGGCCGUGUCAUCGUCAUCGUCAACGGCCGCAUCCGCCUCCCUUCAUCACACCAUCACCCAUUCUUCGUCCGUCCUCUCGCUCGCCGUCGACGAGCAGCGUGGCCUCGUGUUCAGCGGAUCGCAGUCCGAGUGCAUCUACGUCUGGGACCUCGCCACCUACCAGCGCACGACCCGCCUCGAGGGCCACACCGGCAGCGUUCUCGCCCUCGAGCUCGCACCCGAAAGAAACUGGCUCUUCAGCUCCUCGGGCGACAACACCGUCCGCAUCUGGGACACACACUCGCUCCGCCCGCUCUACGUCGUCUACCCGGCAGAGGACAACGUGGGAGACAUCUUUGCGCUCAAGUGGUGCAGCGAGCUCCAGACCCUCUACCUCGGGUGCCAGAACACGUCAAUCCAGUGGAUCUGCCUCGAAGGCAUCGCUUCAUCGGCCUCGAAUGGCAGCCAGGCCGCGACGCAGCCGGGCGCUGCGACAGCGACGCCAGCUGGGGGCUUGGCGGUACGAGGAUCGGCACACGGCGGGCAGCUGCGCGGCUCCGACAGCCCAAAAGUUGCCACGCCCGGAGCCUUUCCCGUAUCGAGACCCCACCGCUUCUUUGACUCGGUGUCGCUCUCGCGCAGCCGGUCCACCAACACCACGGCAGCGUCGGCUGCAGCUGCCAGCGGCAAGACCGCGAGAGGCGCUGGUACAGGGGGCAGCGCCACCCCACAGCCUCCGCCGCCGCCGCUACUGAGAUCGCGGAUCUCAGAGGGCCAUCUUGGCAACGCCGAUGGCGAUGGCGGCGGCAUCAGAGCCGCAGGACCGGAAGCGACGGGCCCGGCCACUCGGCCUCAUGCACAGCAUCCCGGCGCGGCAACGGACGAAGUCAUCUCGGCAGCUUCUGCGAGGCUAAGCGACAUGUCGCUGACAGUGCCAGAUGCUCUGCGGCACCCUGAAGCAGCCGUCCUUGAUCCUGACUCGUCGUUUAAGAGGGCCGUCGAUGCUUCUGCAGAGAACGGCGCCGUGGUGGAGACGCUCGUAGUGCCGCCGGCCUGUUCGGUCCCCAGCGCCCACUUUGGCUACAUCUACACGUUUGCCAUCCUCACGCUCGAGGGCGAUCACCCGCACCGCAAGGUGCUCGCGUCCGGAUCGGGAGACGAGGCCGUCAAGCUGUGGCAUGCCACGCCCGAGGGACUCGUCCAUCUGGCAACGCUCGAAAGCCCCAACACCGACGGCAAUGCAGUGAUGGCGCUGGCGUCGUGGAAGAGCACCCUCUUCGCUGGGCUGCAGGGCGGCGAUGUCGAAGUCUGGGACCUCGAGACGUGCACGCUGGUGCGCACGCUGCGGGCCCACGACGACGACGUGCUGGCGCUCGAGGCCUGCUCGUACGACGGCUGCCUCUUCACCGCCUCUGCCGACGGGAGGAUCCGGCGGUGGGAUCGCUCGUUCCGAUGCACCGAUCAGUGGAAGGCGCACGACGGCAUCAUCCUCUCGCUCGCGUCGAUCCGGCAGCCCGUGCCGCCCGGGCAGCCGAACCGACCUCGGCCCGUGCUCCAGCUCGUGACGGGGUCCAGCGACGAUCUCAUCAAGAUCUGGAACCUGCCGCAGAGGGACGGCGGGGCGGGCCGGUCGUCUGAGUACGCAGUCGACGGCGGCGGCAGCCGAGAUCAGACGCCAUCUGCCGCAGCUGUGCCGAGUGCGCCCGGGUCGUCGACGCUGCUUUCGAGCCUGGCGCAGUUUGUGCGAUACCGCAGCGUGUCGUCGGUCGAGGAAAACCGCGAGGACUGCCGCCAGGCGGCCCACUUUCUCAAGGCCUGCCUGAGUGGCCUGGGUGCCGAGGCCAAGAUCCUGGCCAACCUGCCGGGACGCAACCCGCUCGUCCUCGCCACGUUCAAGGCCAACGGGUCGCAAAGCCGCAGCCGCAGCCUCAGUCGGAGCCGGAGACCGAGCGAGCAGGACAGAGGAGAUGCCACUGCCGCCACAGGCGUAGACGCAGAUGCCGCGGACGGUAGAAGCGGGCCUUUGUCUUCGUCCCCACCGCCGACGAAGCGGUGCCUCUUCUACGGCCACUACGACUGCAUCGACGCCGAAGGACAGUGGGACAGCGACCCGUUCCAGAUGGACGGCCGAGACGGCUACCUGUACGGGCGGGGCGUGUCGGACAACAAGGGCCCUAUCCUCGCCGCCGCCUGCGCGGCCAGCCAGCUGCUCUCGCAGCGGCAGCUCGACGCCGACGUCGUCUUCCUGAUCGAGGGCGAGGAGGAAACCGGCAGCAUCGGCUUCACCGAGGCGGUCCGCGCCCACAAAGACGACAUCGGCCAUAUCGACGUCAUCCUGCUGUCCAACUCGUACUGGCUCGGCGAGGACACGCCGUGCCUCACCGUCGGGCUGAGGGGCGUGGUGCGGGCCACGAUCGAAGUGAGCGGCGACGAGCCCGAUGUCCACUCGGGCGUCGAGGGCGGCGCGGUGAGGGAGCCCAUGAUCGAUAUGGUCAAGCUGCUUUCGAGCCUCUCGUCUGGUGCGCAGGUGACAAUUCCGGGCUUCUACGACGCCGUGCGGCCAGUGACGCCGGCCGAGGUGGCGCAGUACGAGUCGAUCGCGCGGAUCAAGCUGCAGGCGGCGCAGCCCUCGUCGGCCUCGACGGCCGAGGCCGUGGCGGCGUGCGCGCAGUCGCUCAUGGCCAAGUGGCGGCACCCGUCGCUGUCGGUGCACCACCUGCGGGUGAGCGGGCCGGGCAACAGCACCGUGAUCCCGUCCAAGGUGAGCGCGACGGUGAGUCUGCGCAUCGUGCCGGACCAGUCGCUUUCGGCCAUCGAGUCGGCGCUGCAGCGCCACAUCGACAACGUCUUUGCCGGCCUGCGCGCUGGCGGGUCGGCCAACGCGGUGCACGUCGUCGUCGAGCACCGCGCCGACUGGUGGUCGGGCUCCUCGUCGCCCUAUUUCACCCACCUCGAGCGCGCCGUGCGCGACGUGUGGGGUCUCUCGUCGUCGUCGUCGCCCGAUCACGAUGGCGGUGGCGGGCCGAUCAGCAUCCGCGAGGGCGGCAGCAUCCCCGCCAUUGCGAUCCUCGAAAAGGAGCUGCGCGCCGAGGCCGUGCACCUCCCCAUGGGCCAGAGCAGCGACUCGGCGCACCUGCCCAACGAGCGUAUCCGCCUCGUCAACCUCAGAAGGGGCAGGGACGUCGUGGCGCGCUUCCUCUGCGCUCUUGGGCAGGAGCACCCGCAGCAGCCGUCGUAG